GUGCCUCCUAAUUGUUACUAUAUAUACACCAUUCACAAGGAAACAAAACGAUAAAUUAUAGAGUUAAUUUAGUAAAAGUAGUGUCAUUUAUUUUGACAUCAUAAUUGUUUUUCUUAAUGUGUACAAAAAAUAAAUAGUGUCAAGAGAUAUGUUAAGGAUGAAAGUAAUCAAUAUUUUCAUCAUGUAUUGAAUUGAGUAUGUAUGUUAAUUUAUACAUUGGAAAUUGAAUAGGAUAAUCUCUUGAGUGUUUAAUUAACAUACUAAAUUCAAUACAUGAUGAAAAUAUUGAGCUUUAUAUGAGAGAGAUGGUUGCUUUUGGGAAAAAAUUGAAAGAAAGACAAAUUCAAGAAUGGCAAGGAUAUUACAUAAACUACAAACUAAUGAAGAAAAGAGUAAAGCAAUAUGCUCAACAUAUUGAACAAGGAACACAAGAUCGACAGUACGUACUCAAGGAUUUCUCACAAAUGCUAGAUAAUCAGAUUGAGAAGACUGUCCUUUUUCUGUUGGAACAACAAGGGCAUUUGGCAAGCAGGAUAGUGCAGCUCGGAGAUCAGCAGGGUGAUGCUCAGCAAGAGGCUGAAAUAAGCAAAAUAUCUGAACAGCGAGAAGCUUACAGAACAGUGGGAGAAGAUCUAUUAAAGCUUCUCUAUUUCAUAGAGAUAAACGCUGUUGGUUUGCGAAAGAUCUUGAAGAAGUUUGAUAAACGAUUUGGCUAUAGAUUUACUGAUUACUAUGUUAAAAGUCGUGCAAAUCAUCCUUACUCCCAGCUGCAACAAGUGUACAAGCAUGUGGGUAUAGGAGCUGUUGUAGGAGCCUUAUCUCGCAAUCUUCAUGAACUUCAGGACCGUCAAGGAAGCUACUUACCAAUUUAUGAUCAUCCUACUCUUCCUCUCCAGGAUCCUGUCAUCGAUUCAAUAAGAGCAGCCAUGGAUAGAUUGACUCACUCAACCAAUUUCCUUGACUUUUUGGGGCAACAUGCACUCAUUAUGCAAGAAGAGCUGCAGCUGCCUGCACCAUCUGAUCAGAAAGUUGAUGAUGAGAAAUACCAUUUUAUGUCUCUCCUCUUAAACUUGGCUAACACAUUCCUGUAUAUGGUCAAUACAUAUAUUAUUGUCCCUACAGCAGAUGAUUACUCUAUGCAACUUGGGGCUGCACCAACGGUUUGUGGUAUUGUGAUCGGUGCAAUGGCCGUUGCUCAAGUGUUUUCCUCAGUAUAUUUCAGUGCAUGGUCAAAUAAAUCAUACUUCAGACCUCUUGUAUUCAGUAGCAUAAUUCUUUUUCUCGGCAAUGCCAUGUACGCCUUAGCAUACGAUCUUAAUUCAAUAUGGAUUCUCCUCAUUGGUCGUCUUUGCUGUGGAUUUGGUUCUGCUAGAGCUGUUAACCGGCGCUACAUCAGUGAUUGUGUGCCUUUAAAUAUCCGCAUGCAAGCAUCGGCAGGUUUUGUUAGUGCCAGCGCUCUUGGAAUGGCUUGUGGUCCUGCAUUAGCUGGCUUACUGCAAACAAAUUUUAAGAUUUACAAGAUUACAUUUAAUCAAGAUACUUUGCCAGGGUGGGUUAUGAUGUUUGCUUGGCUUAUAUAUUCAAUAUGGUUGUGGAUCUCUUUUGUAGAACCUUCUCGUGAAUUCGAAGAGGACCAUACAACAUCUCAAUCUAAUGCUGUAGACAGCAGUGCACUUGAAAAAGGCCUAAGACAACCAUUAAUGAUUAGUUCUGAAGAUAAGAAAGAUGAAGAUGCUGAUCAGGAUUAUGAUGAUAGCGAAGAAGCUUCAGAGGAAUCUCAUCUACCAGCCAAUUCAAUUGGAUCGGCAUAUAGACUCCUUACACCUUCUGUAAAGGUUCAGUUAUUGAUAUAUUUCAUGCUCAAAUAUGUAAUGGAGAUUUUACUAUCAGAAUCUAGUGUCAUCACAACAUACUACUUUAACUGGACAACAAGCACAGUUGCUAUUUUUCUUGCUGGACUUGGUUUGACAGUUCUUCCAGUAAACAUUAUUGUUGGAAACUAUAUAAGCAACAUAUUUGAUGACAGGCAAAUUUUGUUGGCAUCAGAAAUCAUGGUUUUAGUUGGUAUAUUGUCUGCCUUCCAUGUAAUCAUUCCAUAUUCCGAGUUGCAGUACAUCUGUUCAGGUCUUCUUAUGUUUGUUUCUGCUGAAGUACUCGAAGGUAUCAACUUGUCGCUUCUUUCGCGAGUUAUGUCAUCAAGGCUUUCUAGAGGGACCUAUAAUGGAGGGCUUCUAUCUACAGAGGCUGGGACAAUUGCACGAGUGAUUGCUGAUGCAACUAUUACCCUUACUGGCUACAUGGGUGUGAGUAGGCUCCUAAAUAUGACCCUACUUCCUUCCCUCUUCAUUUGCAUAGGUUCCAUCGUUGCAACAUGCUAUACAUACAAUUCUUUAUAUUAAUUAUGUUGCUGAUUCCAAUUGAAAAAGGAGAAUGAUGUAUGGAAUGAAUCUUUGAUGUUAAGAUUAAUUUUGUUUGACAGACUGUAGUGAUUUGACAAAUUAGAUUGAAUUUUAACUCAGAUAAAUAACCCUAUUUUAUUUUUAUUUAUUUUUU
Molecule: messenger RNA, 2553 nt
Organism: Trifolium pratense (red clover)
Lineage: Eukaryota; Viridiplantae; Streptophyta; Magnoliopsida; Fabales; Fabaceae
Product: SPX domain-containing membrane protein At4g22990-like
Exons: 11
Coding region: 297-2399 (700 amino acids)
Biological process (GO): transmembrane phosphate ion transport from cytosol to vacuole
Cellular component (GO): plant-type vacuole membrane
Molecular function (GO): transmembrane transporter activity
Source: RefSeq, a predicted model, not a curated record